GUCAGGUCACUCUCAACGCACGAAGAAUCCUGAGAGUAAUCAUGGACACGUGGAGUGAGACGGCGCGGCGGCGCGGGAGUGGAGGAGGGAAGGAAGGCGACGAAAUAAGUAACGACCGUAUCCGCGUCGCAUACAGUUGUCAGCCGAGGUACAUAUGUAGCGCUAAUACGCAGAAACCGCGUCGAGUGCAACCGGACCUGAGGCGGCGAAGCGGCCUGAAGCGAGUCAGCUGACUCGAAUCAGCGAGACUGAGAAGAGCCUCACAACGCAAGCGGACACUGUGCAUUCGAGGGCCCGGACGGGGGUUGCGCGCAGUAUAAUAAAGGCGAGAACACGGGUGCUGCAUCGCACUUCUCUCUCCUCGUCUCGCAGCCUGCAUCGGCGCGUUAGUCCGUUCGAGUUUCAUACGUCUCGUUGGUAGUGCUAAAAGAGCUUGGGAUCACUCGGGCACCACUGCCAUUGUAGGAGCUCGUGCUAAGUGGGUGCUGAGUCGCUACUAAUUCGCACAUAUCAAGCAGCUGACUGACCCAGGACGCGUCGAUUUUCUCCAGGUCGACGCGACGUUUAGGGUUUCGUAACAGCGACGCGAAGGACUGGCUAGUUGGGAGGGCGAAAGCCGAAUUAGUAGCACAGGGAAUUUGCUGCGGAGAAAAAUUAAGUUAUUCCCGUGGGUGGUGAAAGAAGGAACCGCGAAAUAUUUCGAGGCUCCUCAAUAUUCUAUUUCGAGUUUCACCUGGAAAUCAUGUCUCCCAGCGCGUUGCGAAAGCUAUUCGCGGCAUCGACCGUGCCUCUGGGGACCAUCUACAGCGUUGGCGAAGGUCGAACUGUCGUCAUCGGGCUGGACGGCUGUCGCGACUGUCGCAACGCCUUCGCACAGUGGUUGCGCGACGGCCAGCAACCGGACGACCGAAUCGUCGCAGCGAUCGCCGGCGGCAGUCGCCACAACCGGUCGUCGUCGUUGACGUCACUGGACGCCGCGCCUUCGUCGCAGAGUCGCACAAGCAAGCGCGGCGGCGACUCGGGCGACGUGCGACAAGCGACGAAGGCAGCAAUCACCAGUAGUGGUAACGCGAUGGCGGCAGCGAGUGGAAAGGCGACGGCCGUCGUGAAGAACACAGUGGUCGUGCCGGGUUUACCGCUCGAAGCCGAUUUCGGCGAUUGGGACAAGAAGUCGCGAUCGACGCUCCUGAAGCUCGCCGCCGUUGGAUCGCAAGAGAAGGUUCGUUUCGAGGCCAUUCGCCUGCCGUCCGCCGGCACAGCUCUCUCCUUCGCGCGUUCCCUCGUCGACUGCUGCCACUCCGUCGACGCGCACCUCCUCCUCCUUCCCGCGCACGACUGCUCCGCGCUCCUCCCCUUCCUCCCCUCGCUCCCCCUUUCCUCCGCUUCCUCCGUCUCCGCCUUAUCCGCUUCCUCCGCCUCCGCCGCCGCGAUCCCCUUCGCCUCCGCCGAUUCGCGCGCGCGUCGCGUUGCGUCGUUCUGCUCCGUAAAUGCUCCCUGUCCGGUCGAAUUGAUUGGCCGGUUGAGCAGCGGUGACGCGAGCGCAAGCGGGCGGGAAAGCUGUGGCGGUUCGGCGAGGGACUCUACUGCGAGAAAAGAAAUUGCUAAUUUCGUUACAGGAGCGCAUGAGAGGUGUAGCGAUGUGCAAGAUUGCAGCAGCAGUAACGGGUCCAGCAGUAACGAGGAUGCAGAUAGGGAUUUAUUUAGCAGCAGCAGCAGCAGUGGCAGCAGAAGCAGCGACUGUAGCACCAGCAGCAGCCCUUCUAGGGGCAGGGAGGACAGCUUGGUAGCAGAAGCACUUUCGAUUCAGUCACAGUCACAAGCCACAGACAUAGUGCAGGAACAAAGCCAAAGGAAUUACCGAGGCAAGCAAACUUUUGUUGGCAGCUUCUUCCUUAUCCGCGCAGGUUCGAGAAGCCGGACCAGCAGCAAGCGGGCUCAGGUUCGGCAGUUGGUUCGGCGAUGGAGUGGAGGUGGGGAGAGCAAAAGGGAGGCAACCUUCACUAGCCGUGGAUAUACUUUAUCAGUGUUCAGGGGCAAGGACGGAGUGGCCUCAGUUGGUUGAUGCCAGUUCCCUCCGUGUGCUAUGCUAGCUGGCUUCCACUGCAUUUAAUUUAUUCAUCCACCACCAAUUCAGAGUUCAGCGCUUGGAUCAAGGCGUAAACGAACAUUCAGGAACCUGUUCGCUCUUGAGAGCCCGAAAUGUGUGAGCGUUCAUAUAUAAACACUGUAGUAUGGCUAGGGAUCAGGCUACAUAUGGUACAACAUCUAG
Molecule: messenger RNA, 2269 nt
Organism: Closterium sp. NIES-67
Lineage: Eukaryota; Viridiplantae; Streptophyta; Zygnematophyceae; Desmidiales; Closteriaceae
Source: the annotation of a GenBank genome assembly